UUUGGCACCAGAAUUUCGCUACUUUAUGCGAUUCAACGAUCGAUUGGUCAACGUCGUUACUAUGUUGACGUCAUGACGCUUUACCUGUAACCCGAGAAAUGCUGUCCAUGUGUAGGUCAAAUAUGAAGCGGCAGAUGCUGAGCUUGGGACUGUUUAAAAUCACACUUGCAAUCUUUUUGUUUUUGAAUGGCAGUGAAGGUGCUUCCGGGGACCCUGUGAAGUCAUGCCAUGCAGCACAGUUCUUGUGUAACACCGGCAUCUGUAUUCCUUUAAUCUGGAAGUGUGACGGGGAUGAGGACUGCACAGAUGGCAGUGAUGAAGGCGAUUGUCACAAUAUAACAUGUUCAGGAUUUCGCUGUAAUGAUGGCCUGUGCAUUCCUUUGACAUGGAGAUGUGAUAGGGAAUUGGAUUGCAAGGACGGAUCCGAUGAAGCCAUUGAUGUCUGUGGUAAUGUCUCAUGUAAACGAGAUGAAUUUAGAUGCUUAAGCAAUAUUUGCAUUGAUGUGAAGCUCCUCUGUGAUGGAAGAAAUGAUUGUGGAGAUCGUAGUGAUGAGAACUGCACGCCUGUCCCAUGUGGCCCUCUUGAAUUUCACUGCAAUGUUUCUGGCUCCUGUCUUUCCACGUCACAGCUUUGUGACGGUGUUGUACAUUGUCCUGAUGGAUCUGAUGAAAUGAAUGAGAAGUGCCUACCUGGAAAUCCUUCCUCUACUACAUGCCUUUCUUCUGAAUUCCAGUGUGGACCUGCAGAGUGCAUUCCAAAUACAUGGGUGUGUGAUGGGCACCCAGACUGUGAAGAUGGACAGGAUGAGAGAGGCUGUGGCGAGACAGCAUUUCUGCUGUUUGCUGAUGGCCGGGGUAUUGGAAGAUUAGAUGCCAUGGGAAAGCCCAUAAUGGUUACUGCUGUCAAAAAUGUGGGUGCAUUGACAGCAGACAUCUCAUCUUUGCAAGUCUUUUGGACCAAUACUGUGCAUCAUGCUGUAUUCAGGAAUUUGUUGGAUCAGAACCUUGGAACAGCACAAGUACUAGCUCAUGCCCAGAGGCCUGCAGGGAUUGCUGUGGACUGGCUGUACAGAAAUGUAUAUUGGAGCGAUACAUCUGCUCAUACCCUUAAUAUGGCCUUAAUGGAUGGAACGAAUAAGAGAACCCUUUUCCGAGAUGAUAUGUCAAGUCCUUUUGCUGUGGCAGUAGACCCUUUUUCAGGGUACAUUUUCUGGUCAGAUGUAGGAGCAUCUGCAAAAAUUGAAAAGGCUGCAAUGAAUGGGGUUAGACGAAUAGCACUAGUGACUACAGAUAUUCAUAAACCUGUUGCAUUAGCGCUAGACUAUGCAGAAGGCCACCUUUACUGGACAGACUCCAAGCUAAGAAGAAUAUCUAGGAUUGAUUUGAUGGUAAUCAGAGGAAGACUGUUGUAUUGUCCAAGGAAUUUUUGACCGCUCCUUUUGGCCUUGCGGUUUUUCAGGGUUUUGUGUUCUGGUCUGACAAGCACACAGGUGCAAUUUACAGAUCCUCCAAAAUGGAUGGUAGCAACUUAACGGUUUUUGCUUCUGAUCUACAAAAUCCACAUGGUCUGAUGAUAUUUCAUGCUGAAGUCCAGCCAUAUGGUAAAAAUGUGUGUGCAACCUCUGGGAUCAGCUGUGACUUCCUGUGCGUUCCAGAACCAGCAAAUGGCACAGCAUCACCUUUCCGAUAUUCCUGCUUAUGUCCUGAUAUAGCAGCAAAUUACAGCAGCUUGCAGUGUGGAUCUCAUCCAGGUGCAUUCAUUCAUAUAUAU
Molecule: messenger RNA, 1771 nt
Organism: Protopterus annectens (West African lungfish)
Lineage: Eukaryota; Metazoa; Chordata; Ceratodontiformes; Protopteridae
Gene: CD320
Product: CD320 molecule
Exons: 10
Coding region: 99-1430 (443 amino acids)
Molecular function (GO): protein binding
Source: RefSeq, a predicted model, not a curated record